This is a messenger RNA of Caenorhabditis remanei, 627 nucleotides long. RefSeq lists its product as uncharacterized. The transcript is spliced from 4 exons. Gene Ontology annotation, biological process: methylation. NCBI's taxonomy places the organism in Eukaryota, Metazoa, Nematoda, Chromadorea, Rhabditida, Rhabditidae. Gene Ontology annotation, cellular component: eRF1 methyltransferase complex. The record is from RefSeq and is a predicted model, not a curated record. Gene Ontology annotation, molecular function: protein methyltransferase activity; S-adenosylmethionine-dependent methyltransferase activity; nucleic acid binding. Bases 1 to 627 code for a protein of 208 amino acids.
AUGUCCCUCCCAACACCUCAAUACCGUCUCCAAGCGAUUCGAGCGCUCGACGUCUACGAGCCAUCUGAAGACACGUUUCUGUUGAUUGAUGCGAUUGAGAAGGAUAUUAAGGAAAUCCGUUCCCGUGAGCCCCAACUAGUGCUAGAAAUCGGUUGCGGCUCUGGCGUCGUCUCAACAUUUGUAAAUCAAGCACUCGGUGGAAACGUGACGUCAAUGGCCACCGAUCUGAAUCCCCACGCUCUCGAUGACGGAUUUAUUUGCUGGAUUGGAGAAUUGGUUGGGAAGGUCGACGUGCUGCUCUUCAACCCUCCAUACGUUCCAACCGAAGAGGAGCCCUCCACAAAUAUCGAAUUGACGUACGCCGGCGGUCGAACGGGUAGAUCAACACUCGAUCGAUUGCUGCCACGUGUCCCUGAGCUGUUGUCGCCACGUGGCGUCUUCUAUCUCGUCGCACUGCACUCGAAUGAUAUUCCCUCGUUGCUCAAAGAGCACUCCGAUCGGAUGACCGCAUCCGUCUCAAUGGAGCGACGUUGCGGCAUCGAGCAUUUGUAUAUUUUGAAAUUUGUGAUGAAGGAAAAGAAAUUGAACAAUGAUUGUAUCACCGCUCCGUUGGCUUGUCCUGAAUAA